AUGAUUCAACUCCAGGGGAAUGCACUCUACACACUGAUCCUUCUGGAAUCUGGAUAUCCACAGGCCCUCGUCAAACGUGGCACAAGUGUAUUAGGUCACUCAGGACCAUGGAAUGGUUUACAUUGGAGUGGGGAUCACGCGCCAUCAUCAAGCCAAAGCAGCAUUUAUAAAAUUCAGUUUGUUCUCAAUAAGGAGGAGGUUUUCUAUAAUUUUUAUUUCAUUAGCAGUUUGGUGUUAUCAAGGCUAGUCCUGACAAGCAAUGGUUAUGUGCAAAGCCUCAUGUACGUGAAUCAGACCAAGAGUUGGCUUUGCCUCAGUUUACCUCCUAAUACAACAUAUAGCUUAUGUGGUGCCUAUGGGAGCUGUGACAUAGAUCAUUCCCCAGGAGUCCUGGAACUGGACUUUCAUGCAAGGACUGGAUUAAUUCAGAAUGAAGUUAUAUCUAUAUCUCAAAGCUUCAGCCGAGAAAUCUUGUGA
Solanum stenotomum is the source of this 477-nucleotide messenger RNA. RefSeq names its product G-type lectin S-receptor-like serine/threonine-protein kinase At4g27290. Bases 1 to 477 code for a protein of 158 amino acids. NCBI's taxonomy places the organism in Eukaryota, Viridiplantae, Streptophyta, Magnoliopsida, Solanales, Solanaceae. The record is from RefSeq and is a predicted model, not a curated record. The transcript is spliced from 2 exons. Gene Ontology annotation, biological process: recognition of pollen.